AUGUCUAACGCUCGAGAGCAUUGGGGUCUUUCUUGCACAACCGGAGGCAGAUUUUACAUCUGUGAAGAUGACGAUACGCAAUUCAUUGGCUGUUGUCUGAGCGAUCCUUGUGGUAGGAACAACGGCACCUGUCCAGACGGUGACUUGCGCGCAACGACCUUCGCGUCUGAUACAUACGCGGAUCUCCCAGCUCAGGACUGCGACAACUCUCAAGGCGUCGACAACUGGUACACAUGUGCCUAUACCACUCCGCCAUUUCUAGGGUGCUGCAGUCAAAACGCUUGUGGAUCGGGUUGCCCAAGGAACAGAUUGGUGCCAGCCAAGCUAUCCAAGAAUGAGAACAACAGACUCAACUUCUUAAACCCCCGGGAAAGCGGGAGUACUACUUCUUCCACUGCCUCAGAGACAGCCUCUGCGACGGCUUCGAGCACUACUACGGCGGCUUCGGGUACCUCUGCAACGGCUUCGAGCACCUCUGCAGUUGAGGCGGGCGACGAUGGCGGCUUGGGUACCGGGGCUGUGGCCGGUAUAGCUGUUGGUGCGGCAGUGGGAGGUCUGAUCAUACUCAUUCUUUUGUUCUGGCUGUUCUGGUGGAAGCCCCGAGAGAAGAAGAAGCAACAAUCGGGAACUUCUGUCGCACACUAUGCACCUCCGGCUGCACCUGCAAUGAGCCAGAGUCCAUACUCGCCUACAGAUGGCAGUUUUCAUCAAGUCGCCUUCAAGGCACAAUCUCCGAUGAGUGGCUACCAACAAUCCUUCGCUUCGACACCAACGGUUCCAAGCCACCAUCACAGUGGCGUAUCCCCCAUGGACCGAUUCCAGGAGUAUUCACCCAACCUGUCUCAGUCCGACCGACCUCAAUCAUACGGGCACUUCACUGAGUACACACAAAACCCCGGUCUCCCGCACUACCAGCAAGUAUAUAACCAACACCAAAUUCCUGUCGUUUCAGAAAUGGACGGUAUCACGAGGAUGCCACAAGAAAUGAGCGCUGGGUCAGAGCACCGCGUGCAACGCAACUCGAGCAUUGGCCCGGAGGUUUUGGAUUUUGAUCCUAGAUUGAAUGCGAUGAAAUGA
Messenger RNA from Fusarium sp. VM40, 1077 nucleotides. The record is from the annotation of a GenBank genome assembly. Lineage: Eukaryota; Fungi; Ascomycota; Sordariomycetes; Hypocreales; Nectriaceae.